CCACUGACUGCUGCGGUCUCGCGGCGUUUGGAGAUCCUGCACGCGCGCUGUACGGAUGCUGAAGCUUCGGCGCUGCUGCAAACGGCACACGGAAUCAACAUGUCCAACCCUCCGCACGACCCCUUCUACUCGUCCCCUUUCGGACCUUUUUACCGGAGACAUUCACCGUACAUGGUGCAGCCCGAGUACAGAAUCUACGAGAUGAACAAGCGACUCCAGUCCCGGACAGAGGAGAGUGACAGUCUGUGGUGGGAUGCGUUUGCUACAGAGUUCUUUGAGGAAGAUGCUACAUUGACCCUCUCCUUCUGCUUGGAGGAUGGACCAAAAAGAUACACAAUCGGCCGGACCCUCAUCCCUCGUUACUUCAGCACAGUAUUUGAGGGUGGCGUGACGGAUCUUUACUACAUCCUGAAACACUCCAAAGAGUCUUUCCACAACUCCUGCAUCACUGUGGACUGCGAUCAGUGCACAAUGGUCACGCAGCACGGAAAACCCAUGUUCACCAAGGUGUGUACAGAGGGCCGGCUGAUUCUAGAGUUUGCCUUCGACGAUCUGAUGAGGAUCAAGACGUGGCACUUCAACAUCAGACAGUAUCGGGAACUAAUCCCGCGGAGCAUUCUCGCCAUGCACGCGCAAGAUCCUGGAGUCCUGGAGCAGCUCUCCAAAAACAUCACCCGUAUGGGACUGACCAACUUCACCCUCAACUACCUCAGGCUGUGUGUCAUUCUGGAGCCCAUGCAGGAGCUCAUGUCUCGACACAAGACCUACAACCUCAGUCCCAGAGACUGUCUGAAAACCUGCCUGUUCCAGAAGUGGCAGAGAAUGGUGGCUCCUCCAGCUGGACACCCGCAGAACUUCAAAACCGAAAUAUUCCCCACAAAUCACAAAAAAGAGCCCACUCGACAGACCACAACCAAGAGAAGAAAGAGGAAGAACUCUGCCAGCAGUGCGUCUAACAGUAGCCUUGGCAACAGCGCCGGCGGCAAGAAACGCAGCCCUGCCAACAACUUCAGUCUGGCCAGCCAGGUACCUGAUGUGAUGGUGGUCGGUGAACCCACUCUGAUGGGUGGCGAGUUUGGCGAUGAAGACGAGCGUCUGAUCACACGGCUAGAAAACACACAAUACGACGCCACCAACGGCCUGGACGAUGAUGAUGACUUCACGAGCUCGCCGGCGCUCGCCAACAACAGUCCCUGGAACAGCAAACCACCUACAGGACAAGACAGCAAGCCAGAGAGCACAGCCUCACAGCCCUCGCAGUAGGAGACAAACACAAUGCCUCGGACCUCACUUUAUACCCUCCAUCAUCUACAACCACAAUUCCAGAAAAACUAUACUAAAAGAUAUGAUAUGUUAAUUCUCUUUUUACUAUGGAGCUGUUGAACGCUUGAUUCUGAUUGGUUGAUGAACAAUUAUUUUUAGAUAAACACUCUUGACCCAGAAAAUGAAAUUGUGUCAUCGUGUAGUACAGUAAUAAAUGACAGGUCAUUACUGUACUUUCACUUGUUUCAAACCUUUGUGAGUUUCUUUCUUCUGUUAAACACAAAAGAAGAUAUUUUGAAGAAUGCUGGAAAACCUGACUUCCAUAGUAUUUGUUUUCCCUAUUAUAGAAGUCAAUGGUUACCAGUUUUCAGCUUUCUUCACAAUAUCUUCUUUGGUGCUUAACAGAAGAAAGAAAUUCAUAAAGGUUUGUAACCACUAGACGGAGAGUAAAUAGUGGGUGCAAUUUAAUUCUGGGGUGAACUAUCCCUUAAAGGCCUUUUCACACCAAGCAGGAUAAGACCAGACCACAGGAGUUCAGACCACAGUUAUAAUGAUAAAGAUGUAGAGAAGCAAUAUUGUUGGGGUCACUUUCAGACGAUUUUUGUUCAGCUAAUAAACAAUAAAACACUGACAAUUGGUCAGAAACCAUUGAAAUAUAAAGGGCUUGUGCAAUUCAAAGCUACAGACGACAUUCUGGAGAAGCUCUGCUUGAUGUUAAGUCCUCUUUUCAUUAUUUAAAGAUAAUGUGUGUGAAUGAGAGUGUAUGGGUGUUUCCCAGUACUGGGUUGCGGCUGGAAGGGCAUCCGCUGCGUAAAACAUAUGCUGGAAUAGUUGGCAGUUCAUUCUGCUGUGGCGACCCCUGAUAAAUAAGGGACUAAGCCAAAGGAAAAUUAAUGAAUGAAUAAUGACUAUCUUAGAAACAAUUGGUUAUACCAUGGGAAAAAAGAGAAAAUAGAUAGUAAUAAAAAAGUACCUCAUAUGUCCUAAUUUUGGCAUUUUUGGGUUGACUGCUUUGAAAAUGCUAGGGGAAAAAACUGGUGUUGUUUUUAUUCCACUACACUGACUAUGAUUGCUAAAUUCACUGUUUGAUUAGAUUGAUUACACGAGCUGAAUUCACUGGUCAGAUGCGCUUGUAGCACACUGAAGACACCUGCUGGUUAAAAGGAGGUAAUGCAAAAAUAGCAUAAACUAAAAAUUAUAAUUGUAUAUGUGAAUGCAAUUAUGUUUAUUGUUAUAUUUACAGUUAUUGUGCUUGGUGUUAACGGCUCUGAUCUUAGUUAUUUCAAUUGACUUCACAGCCUACAACAGUGAAAGCUUUAGGUGUGAUAGCCAAG
Molecule: messenger RNA, 2597 nt
Organism: Danio aesculapii
Lineage: Eukaryota; Metazoa; Chordata; Actinopteri; Cypriniformes; Danionidae
Gene: ldb2a
Product: LIM domain binding 2a
Exons: 9
Coding region: 100-1263 (387 amino acids)
Biological process (GO): positive regulation of transcription by RNA polymerase II; nervous system development; negative regulation of transcription by RNA polymerase II
Cellular component (GO): nucleus; transcription regulator complex
Molecular function (GO): LIM domain binding
Source: RefSeq, a predicted model, not a curated record